This is a messenger RNA of Eptesicus fuscus (big brown bat), 1153 nucleotides long. It is a transcript of the gene BNIP1, whose product is annotated as BCL2 interacting protein 1. The record is from RefSeq and is a predicted model, not a curated record. Lineage: Eukaryota; Metazoa; Chordata; Mammalia; Chiroptera; Vespertilionidae. Gene Ontology annotation, biological process: retrograde vesicle-mediated transport, Golgi to endoplasmic reticulum. Bases 73 to 759 code for a protein of 228 amino acids. The transcript is spliced from 6 exons. Gene Ontology annotation, cellular component: SNARE complex; endoplasmic reticulum. Gene Ontology annotation, molecular function: SNAP receptor activity.
UGGCAAGGCCGGGCGGCACGGAAACGCGUUUGAACUUGGCCACCGCCGCUGCCCGUAGCCGGCGUCUCCAACAUGGCGGCUGCCCAAGAUGUCCACGUCCGGAUCUGUAACCAAGAGAUUGUCAAAUUCGACCUGGAGGUGAAGGCGCUUAUCCAGGAUAUUCGAGAUUGUUCAGGACCAUUAAGUGCCCUUACUGAACUGAAUGCUAAAGUGAAAGAGAAGUUUCAACAGCUGCGGCACAGAAUACAGGAGCUUGAGCAGUCGGCUAAAGAGCAAGACAAAGAGUCGGACAAGCAAGUUCUGCUGCAGGAGGUGGAGAACCACAAGAAGCAGAUGCUCAGCAAUCAGACGUCGUGGAGGAAAGCGAAUCUCACCUGCAAAAUCGCCAUCGACAACCUAGAGAAGGCAGAGCUUCUCCAGGGAGGGGACCUCUUGAGGCAAAGGAAAACCGCCAAAGAGAACCUGGCGCAGACGUCCAGCACCAUCACCGAGAACCUCAUGGGGAUCAGCAGGGUGAUGUCCCAGCAGGUGCAGCAGAGCGAGGAAGCCAUGCAGACGCUGGUCAACUCUUCCCGGACUAUCCUGGACGCCAACGAGGAAUUCAAGUCCAUGUCGGGGACCAUCCAGCUGGGACGGAAGCUCAUCACAAAAUACAAUCGCCGAGAGCUGACGGACAAGCUGCUCAUUUUCCUGGCCCUGGCCCUUUUUCUUGCUACGGUUCUCUACAUUGUAAAAAAGCGGCUCUUUCCAUUUUUAUAAGAGCCGACAACUGCCAGCGUCUGCCCUUCAAGCUGCGGUGUCAGGACCCGCCGGGCUCCUGAGCUCUGGCCCAGCUGCCAGCGGACCCGGCUCCCCGGGGCUCCAGGUGCUCCGCAGGUCAGGUCGGAUGGAGACGCUCCGCUCCGGGUUUUGCAGGCGGCUGCCUCGUAAAGGACGACAGAGCAAGGGGUAGGAGGCUACAGGCACAGGGUCCGAGAGCCACUGACACUGGGUGGCUGCUACGUGGGGCCCUCGGAGCCCACCCUCUGGGAUGUGAAGUUCCUCUCUCUCCCUCCCGCUGUGGCCUUCAUGCCCGAUCAGGGGGAGGGGAGAGAAACGGGGGUGGGAGGAGGAUGACUUGGGUCCAUUCCUGAAUAAACUUGACUGUGUUGAA